AUGUCGUCUGCGGAUGAGUUUGGUCACUUUCGCCUUCCUUUGACGCUAAAUAAAGGCAACAUCGAUAUGAAGGCGGCUGAACGUUUGUUUACAAAAACAAACGGAAAGCUCGGUCGUUUCACUGAAAGCCGACCUGAGCAUUAUGCCUCCUGGAAUCUUCUUGGGAUGCUUGCCUUUCGGCUUGGUAAGUUUGAAGAAGCUUUGCAGUACCUGGAUAAAGUCCUCUCUCCUAACGAAGACCCUGAUAAUUUGAAUGCUCUGGCAAACCGCAAGUACAUCUGCGAGAAACUGUACAGACUAACCGAGGCCCGAGAUUGCGAGCAGAAGAUUGCAAGGCUCCUUGGCGAGGGUGUUACAGAAGAAGGAAAGAGGCGACUGAGAAAGCUACGGGCUCGAAGUUUUUUUGAACAGGCAUUCGCCUUAACAAACGAAAUCUAUGGAUUUAUGGCCACCGACAGGUAUCGGAAAGCAUUUGCUUUGCAUCAGGCAGCGAUUGAGCUUGCAGGGAAGGACGUCGCACAAUCCGAGCGUGCAGCCUGGAUCUUCGAGUCCGGGUUGGCUUGUAAAUCAAUCUACGGAAGGAUAAAGUGGGACAAGUCCAAAAAAGUUGAAGUCAAAAAGUUUUACCAAGGUGCAGUCAACAAUUUUAUCACAAUCAUUCAGUUCAACGAGGAUGAGGAUCGGAAAAUUAAAGCUUGGAGACGUCUCGGAGACCUUUUCUACCAUUCGAGAGAUCUGCUUCCGCCCAUCCCUGAAACUUACCGAGAAUUCGUGGACGAACCGGACAAAUGCUUUGAAAAAGCUUUGUCUCUUUCCCCAAAUAAUCCAAAAGUUCUCACCAGACGGGCAACGCACUUCAUUAAGAAAGACCAGACCAAAGCUCUGUCUUUGCUUGACAGAGCAAUUGAGCUGGGUGACUCAGAGUUCAAUCUCCAGGUGCGCUAUGACAGAGCAAAUAUAUACCUCUCCCAAUACAAGCAGCAACUCAAAUACUCCCAGAAAUCUCGCGAUCCCAUGGCGCAAUGUCCAGAUGAUACCUUACUGACACGAGCUAAAGAAGACCUCUCGUUUGCCAUCAAAGACGUUUCUAAACCCUGGUUCACAGAAUUGAUGGCAGAAGUAUUGUAUUACUUGGCAACCGAUUGUUACGGGCGGUUGAGAUAUGGAAGCGAAAGACUUCUGCAGCAAGCUCUAACAUACUGCGCCAAAGCCGUUGAAAUUGCAGAUGGUUCGAAAAGAGGGAAUGUCCAUAAAGUAAGAGGCAUGUGUCUCUGUGUCAUGGGGGAGCAUCAGGCGGCUUUUGGUUCAUACAAGCGAGCAGUUGAAUGUGAAAUCGCGGCUUCCUACCACGGGGGUAGUGUCGGUGCUCUAGUGCUAGAGUACAAACAUAUCUUACCGGAUAACCAUUUAGCUCUAAGGGAAGAUCUUCCUUUGCUGGCUGACAUGGUGUACUGGUUGCAAAAAGUAGCCGAAGUUUGCCUGUCAACUGAUUGGGAUCUUUGGCAGCUGAACAAACUCAAGCAGAUGCGCGACCACUGGGAAAUCUUUGUCAAGUACUGUAAAGAUAACGAUUACGAGAAGGAACUUGAGGUCAUAGAGUCAGCUGCCAUUGACAAGAGGAGGAGUUCUCGGUUACAGCACCCCCUUUCUUCACCCCACGACAGUGACGUCCCUCCAACGUCAGAGCAAGGACAAAAUCGGAGCUUUCCUUCAGCAAGUAAUGUUGGGGAUGCAGCGAGUAGUUUUUGUGACGCAUCUUCGCUAUCUCAUGAUAUUCAGUAUAAGAGACAAACUCGUGCUAAGCGGCAGCUUUCACUUCCUGUGUCAGUCGAAGAUGGAUCCCUCCCUCCAUCAGUAACAAGACGACAGCACAGCUUGCCGGCCAGCAGUAGGUACGUCCAACCGACAUCAAGAGCACAGGGGGAAGAACUAUCCGACAGAACCGGGGACAACAUUAAUGCAGAGUAUCUGAGGGAAUCCCAAGGGGCAUCAGCAGCACCCGCACGUCCCAUCCCUGACAAAAUAGACAGAGAUAUCCAGACUUUGUCUGAAUCGCUGUCUCAAGUAGACCUUGAUGGAAAUGAGGAGCAUCAUAUUCCUCCCGACACGAUCCACAUCACAUACUCUGUGAACCUCAAAACCGGCAAAACGCAGCACGUAGCCACGAUGCCGUCUCUUGAGGAACCACCAACUGAGGUCGUCUCCAAGAAGAACGUCCGCGAGGCUCUUGAAAGACCGCAAAAUAAUCUGACACGAAAGUAUGACUUCUUUGUCAUCUACAGCAGUAGUGCCUCUGAAUGGGUGCAACACCGCAUGCUAGAAGAACUGGAAGAAAGCGGUUUUAAAGGCUGUAUCAAAGAUCGUGACUUCGAACUCGGCAAACCCAGGCUACAAAACUACUCAGACAGCAUUGAGGACAGUGUCUGUGUCAUUAUUGUAAUUACCGCGGACUUCGAAACCAACAAUAAUGACGUCAGGGGUAUGCUUAUGGCACUGGACAGUGAUCGGCUGGUGGUUCCUGUUCUCUAUGAAGACAGGGUAAUGCCACUGGUGCUCAAAACACUCGAGCACCUUGAUGCAACAGGUGCUGUUGACUGGCCGAGAUUGGCAAGGUGUAUCGAGCAACAGGUUAAACUUUAG
This is a messenger RNA of Patiria miniata (bat star), 2640 nucleotides long. RefSeq lists its product as uncharacterized. Gene Ontology annotation, molecular function: protein binding. The transcript has a single exon. The record is from RefSeq and is a predicted model, not a curated record. NCBI's taxonomy places the organism in Eukaryota, Metazoa, Echinodermata, Asteroidea, Valvatida, Asterinidae. The coding region runs from base 1 to 2640 and encodes 879 amino acids. Gene Ontology annotation, biological process: signal transduction.